CGAUGGCGGUGGCUGCCACCACGUUUGUGACCUGCUUUGCGGUCUCGGCCGCCGGCGGCACGUGGUGGGGCGGCCUCACCUGGCCUUACAUCUCGGACACCGGGCGUGAGCCUCCCGAGGCGUAUGUGUUUGGCGUCGGAUUGACGCUGGCGUCGCUUCUGGCUGCGGCGAGCGCCACCUCGCAGCGGCGACAGCUUCUGCUGACCAAGAGCUGGCUUGUCCCUGUGGCGAUCGAGAGCGGUUCGAGCGGGCGCUCAGUCUGCGGCUGUCUGCCGGUCUCGGCGAUGAUCACUGGCGGGUGGCUCGCCCACCUCGCGGCACUGCCGUUUGGCAUCACCGUCGGAUGGGUCUCCACUCGCACUUCGAUCAUCGUGCACUUUAUCGGUGCGCUCGGCUUCUUCUUCUUCACCCUUGUGGCGGUGGCGUGCAACACGCUCGCGGUCGGCGGGCUCGUCCGACUGGGUGCGAGUUGGCUCUACACAUCGCUGGUCAUCAAGCGGGUGCUCUUUGUCUGUGCGGCCAUUGCCUUUGUAGUCCACGUUGUCAUUGGCAACAUCAUCGUGUGCGAGUCGCCCAACGACGACGGUGUCUUUGACUACCGCGGAUGUCUCGCCGAGCAACACGUCAUCACCGUCUCGCAGCACGCCAUGGUCUACUUGUUCCUGGCAAUUCUUGGCACAUAUGCGCUCGACAAGCUUGGCCUUGGCGAGGGCACAUCAUACGACUCUGGCUCUAGUCCGCUCGAGCUUAGCCUCUCGAGCGAGAUGUCAAGCGAUGGGCGUACCCAGAGUGCGGUCGUCACGUCCGAGUCGGACUCGUCGUCGUCGACUUAGGCCGGCACUACUUGUGCACGUCCAGCAAGCGCGCUCAACAGUCGAGUGAUGAGUCAAGGUUGGUGUUGGCCAAGACCACAACGAAUCGGCGAGUACAUCGGCAGCGUGAGCGCCCGGAAUGCCCCGCACAAUCCCGUUGCCCAGGCUGCGACAGCCGGAUCGAAAGCCAGAUUAGCAAGUGUAAAGUUGUGGCAGGUGCA
Molecule: messenger RNA, 1033 nt
Organism: Thecamonas trahens ATCC 50062
Lineage: Eukaryota; Apusomonadida; Apusomonadidae
Exons: 1
Source: RefSeq, a predicted model, not a curated record